AUUAGUUACUUUCUUUUUAUUUGAAUAUUAUUUGGAUAUUAUUUGGAUACAAAAACAAAAACAAAAACAAAAAGCAUAGAAACACCCAAACUGACAUCACCAUGACCCCAUCUUCAGAAAACCCUCCCCUCGACACAGCUCGGCAUACUAGAUACUGGCAACGAUGUUUCCGCUCCGUUCUCCCCCACCAUUAUACGAGCAACGAUAGCAGUCGACUUACACUUGGCUUUUUCAUAGUAGCCGCCCUCGACCUCUUAUCUUCUUCUUCUUCCUACUCCGAGCCCCCAAGUGAUCCCGUUAGGGCCUCUCUCAUAACCCGACAAGAUCGUACUCGCAUCCGCGCUUGGAUUCUCUCCCUACAACAUCCCCAAGGUGGCUUUUGCGGCUCACCCCACCAUGUUCUGCCAAAAGUAUACACCACCAAGUGGGAUGCUGCGAAUAAGACCGAAUCCGCGCGUGACCCGGCUAAUGCCAACAUCGCCGCCACUUACUUUGCCCUCCUUAUGCUAGGUGUCUUGGCUGAAGACGACGGCACCAAAGCAUUCGACGGUGUCCACCGAAUAAAGACACUCCGCUGGCUCAAGAAGCUGCAGAGAGAGGACGGUAGUUUUGGGGAGAUCAUCGACGAGGAUGGCUUCGUAGGAGGAGGCAGAGAUAUGCGGUAUUGCUACCUGGCUGCUACCAUCAGAUGGGCUCUUGGCGGCGCCGAAGCCGGCGAGGAUUUCAACAUCGAUGCGCUCGUGGCGCACAUCCGACGAGGCCAAACCUUUGACGGGGGUGUAUCCGAGACUUCGAUGCAUGAGAGCCACGCCGGGUAUGCAUAUUGCGCCGUAGCAGCUCUCUCCUUGCUCGAUCUCGCCAACCCCAACUCCGCCACGGAACCUGACCGGUACCUUCACGCCGGUAUUCCUUCCAUUCCCGCUCUAGUACAUUUUCUCGCCUGUCGCCAAUUCAAUUACUCCGACCCUGACUCCGACGACUCCGACGAAAACGAAGAUGCCGAAGACAAUACACCCCCCGAUCUAUCCACACUGACUAUAUCCGACGCAGAGCCAACAGUGGGAUUCAACGGCCGCCUGAACAAGGUCGCCGACACCUGCUACACGUGGUGGGUCAGCGGCACCUUGGCGAUGCUCGGCGCGGGCGAGAUUAUCGAUCGCGGCCCCGCCCGGAAAUUCAUCCUGGAGAAGACCCAGCACAUGAUCGGCGGCUUUGGCAAGCACCCCGGCGCCCCCCCGGACGUGUACCACGCGUACCUCGGCCUUGCCGCCCUGGCCAGCAUCGCGGGUGCCGAGAAUGAUGGCAGCGGCAAGGAAGAAGGGCUGGGCAAGUUUGACGCCCAGCUGUGCAUCGGUGUCGAGGCCGCCGCGCGGGUUGCCAAGGCUCGGGAGGCGCUACUGCGUGCCCCCGCCGAAGAAGAUAAUGGUAGCGACGACGACGACGACGACGACGAUGAUGAUAACGACUGGGGCUUCGAGACCGAGAAGAUAAAAGAAGAGCUCGAUUGGGAUAACAUGCAGGAGACGAUCGCGCGGCUCGAGGCCAAGUGGAGGGCCCAGGGGAAAAUCCCCGUGCACGAGAUGGAUCGGUGGAAUCCGUAUAACCCGCCUGAUUUGGAUGGCUUGCUUGCUGAGUAGACGGAUAAGGUAUCUAACCGUUUGUCGGCCAUGAGAUUAUGUACCCUGGGUAGGUAGUACAGUGAUGUGCUGUAGGUAUGAGGAAAAAUGGGAAAAGGAAAAUACAAGGAGAAGGAGAUGGAUAGAAAAUGGUUAGGUACUACAAUGAACAAAAAAAUGAUACCCCCCAGAUCUAUUGUCGUGAAGAAACUGGCAGAACUUCCUCCUCUGCGCUAUCUACAACACUAGGUACCGUCUCAAAUGUCUACUUCACGGGCCUCAAAAUCUACGAUUACAUACCGGUAGCUAGGUUAGAUCUACAGGGGCAGAUAGUUACUAGGUACCAGUAGUAAUAUGGCUUCAUUCUCACGUCUACCUAGUACUACCUACCACUAACCUAUGUACCUAACCCAUCACAUCAUCCAAUCAGUCCAUUUCCAUUUUAGCAUCCAUUCCCCCACCACCACCUAAGAGGUAGCUUAGCUAGUUUACUAGGUUAGAAUAGUAAUCUACCUAGCAACAAGCUUCAAGCUUCUUUGUAAUCACCCAGUACCUAGGGCACCUAGGCAACAACCCUCCCAAUAUCCACCUCAAUAUC
This is a messenger RNA of Hypoxylon fragiforme, 2214 nucleotides long. RefSeq names its product terpenoid cyclases/Protein prenyltransferase. The transcript has a single exon. The record is from RefSeq and is a predicted model, not a curated record. Gene Ontology annotation, molecular function: CAAX-protein geranylgeranyltransferase activity. Gene Ontology annotation, cellular component: CAAX-protein geranylgeranyltransferase complex. Bases 102 to 1637 code for a protein of 511 amino acids. NCBI's taxonomy places the organism in Eukaryota, Fungi, Ascomycota, Sordariomycetes, Xylariales, Hypoxylaceae. Gene Ontology annotation, biological process: protein geranylgeranylation.